Messenger RNA from Pollicipes pollicipes, 1091 nucleotides. RefSeq lists its product as uncharacterized. The transcript is spliced from 4 exons. Lineage: Eukaryota; Metazoa; Arthropoda; Thecostraca; Pollicipedomorpha; Pollicipedidae. Bases 102 to 1091 code for a protein of 329 amino acids. The record is from RefSeq and is a predicted model, not a curated record.
GCGGCGCCGAGGACUUCAUCGACGACGAGAUCGGCGACCAGCCGGCGUUCGGCGCGUUCGGCGCCGACAGCCUGGCGUCGGAUGUGUUCCUGGAGGAGCUGAUGGCUGGGGAGCCGGAGACGCCGCCGCUGCCGCCGCUGCGCAUCACAGAGCCGGCCAGCGGCGAGUACGUGCGCCCGUUCCGCCUCACGCCGCGCCCCCUGCAGGCACUGACCACGCUCGAGACGCCGCUACGCCGCCCGGCGGACGCCGAGGCAACGUCAGCCUCGGCGCGCCGCCAACAGAUGGAGGAGCGGGCGGAGCGGCUGGCGCGCCGCCUGCCGCGGCCGGCGGAGGAGCGCGUGCACCCGAUCCUGGGCUCCACCUACCAGCGGCUGGGGCUGCCCGAGCCGGCGCCGGACAAAAACGAGCCCGGCCAGGCCAAGGAUGAGGCUGACCAGGAACGGAACGAGCUCGUGCAGGCUCGGAAUGAGGCGCUUCAGACCAAGGACGAGGAGCCCCGCCGACAGGACGAGCUGGUCCAGGCCAGGAACGAGUCGGUGAAGGCGCGCGACGGGCCCGGACCGGCGCUGGACGAGUCUGCGAAGCUCCGGGACGAGCCGGGACCUGCUCUGGACGAGCGUGACGAGUCGCGGGACAGGCCGAGGCCGGCGCGGGAGGAGUCUGCGGAGCCGGAGCGGCGGACGAGCCGGCCCGGGCAGCCGUCCGGAGAGACGAUCGAGCGAGACGAGGACACACUCAGCGACCUGGAGACGCACGACGCAGCGCUGUCUGGCUGCCGACCGCGGCGUGCGUCCUCCUGGCGGCGGGUGUCAGAACUACGCGAUCUGGCUUCGCCCACCGACAGCCUGGGCUCCGACGACCUGAUGGCCGACUUCGAUAAGGACUCGGACACGCUCUGCGACGACGACGAGAGCCCCGGUGGCGCUGUCCGGGGGUACGCCGAUGACGGUGCGGGUGGCGCCAGCUCCCCCGUGGCCCUGUCCGAGGGUACGCCGUCGGCAGUCCCGGUGGCGCUGUCCGAGGGUGCGCCGUCGGCAGCCCCGGUGGCGCUGUCCGGGGCUGUCUGCAGCCCGUUGGCGGUGGCGUGA